AUGGCUUCUAUAUUCACUUUCGAUCAUGAUCCUCCACGGGUGCACUCACCCUGGCAGUCCGGACAGGACUCCGGAAAGAGGCCUCAAACUGAGCGUUCCGUAACAACCGGCGCUAUCGUCGAGGCGGAACAGCUAUCGGACCCUCACUUAGAGAGGCUCGAAGCAGAGCCGCAAGACGGUCCCAUCGAAUACAAGUUACACCUCUUGCUACGCCCUCGGAGGGUCUACAAUAAAAUGAGCACCACACUUAGAGUCUCGGGGUCUCAGCAGUCCAGACCACUACGAGAAUCAAAGCAUCCAAGACAAGGUAGUCUUCCUCUCGCCGCUUCAAAUCAAACUAGGCAGAAUCGCCUCCAUCACUUAACUACUCAGCUACUUUGGAGAUUGCAGCAGUCAUCGCCCUAUCAUUCCAAUGCGAGACGUGAACUUAUACUACCGAGGUUACCUGAGGAUAUCGCCGAUCUCGCAGCUCUGGAGAAACCCCAACAGCUUCUCCCAGGUCUAGAGGAGUCUAACGGAGCAUUGUACGAAAUAGGCGUGGCUGACGACGGGACAUUCGUGGGGUUGACUAAAGAUGAGAUGGAUGAGAGUAUGACGACUCUAAAAGUCAUGGCUGCUAGUCUAGGUUGCAGGGUCGAGGUUCAGCGUAUGAAAGCUGUCGGGAACUGCGAAUGGUUAGAUAGCACCUCAGGAUCGAGUGAUCAGAUUCACAUCGCGGAUCUUUGGGUGGCAGAAGCACUCGUCAUGCCAGUAAUGAAUACCCAGAGUAAUAGGGACGGUCAACAGAAAAGUCAACUGGACGUUACGGCUAGGAGAGGUGUCUCGGUUACCGAACAACUUCGGAUUUCGCUCAUUGGUCCGACAACUUCGGGUAAAACAACACUUCUGGGGACGCUCUCUAAUGGUACAUUAGAUAAUGGUCGAGGAAGUAGUCGAAUCAACCUGUUGAGACAUCGUCACGAAGUCGUAUCCGGACGGACUAGCUCUAUUGCCCAGGAACUUAUCGGCUACGAUGAUCGGAAGAUAUUUAAUUAUAAUGUCGACAAUAUCAACGAGUGGCCCGAUAUCCAUGAUCGUGCAGAGAGUGGUCGAUUGGUCUUUUUGCUAGACUCUGCCGGACAUCCUCGAUACCAACGGACCACCCUCCGAGCUCUAGUUGGAUGGGCUCCUCACUGGACCCUGCUGUGUAUCCCUGCAAACGAAGACGGGAACCCCGCCUCUGGUGUUCACUCACUGUCUGGUGCAGAUAGUGCUAUAGGAGUUGGGAUAGCAUCAAUGGAUCUAGCCAUGACGCAUCUUGAUUUAUGUCUCAAACUAGCCAUACCUCUUGCCAUUCUUAUAACCAAAUCUGAGCUAGGGCAGCGUGCGCUACUAAAGGACAAGCUGAAUAUAGUAUUCACCAAGGUCAAGGCUAUGGGUAGGAUGCCGAAGCUGCUUACCUCCACGGCACGCGAUGAGGAUAGCCUUACAGAGGUGUCCGAAAAUGACAUGCAGAAGGUCAAAGACGAAAUAAUUGAUCCUAUUGCCAAGUCUACUGACCCAUUAUCCAUUGUUCCGAUCAUACUUACAAGCGCUGUCAAGGGUAUAGGUAUCGGAUUGACGCAUGCGUUAUUAAGAAGCUUGCCGGUACCACCUUUACCAACGGCUCGAGACUUUGUCCCCCUUGCUUUGAAUCCGGAGCAGCCAGCUGCUUUGUUUCAUAUUGACGAAGUUUUUGAAAUGUCGUUGAGCCGUGCUCAAAGUACCGCAUCGUCUACGUCGGGCGGGAGUGCGCCGGUAGUUACGGGAUAUCUACGAUUUGGAAGGUUAUCCAUUGGCGAUAGGGUUGUAUUAGGUCCUUUCCCGGGGGAGGAUGAAGAUGCCGAUGCUCUAGUGCCAAAAGACUACCCUUCACCUGGAUAUGGCCUAUCGAUUCCACAUCCAUCAUCUGCAGAAUUUGCCCGGCUCAGUUCUCGUCACACACUGUCUGCCUCUAAACUCGAGGGCGAAUGGCGCCAAGCGACUAUUGUAAAUAUCCGUGACCUGAGACUUCCGGUGCAAACAAUCGAAGCAGGACAAGCAGGCUCUAUCCAAGUAGUAUUUAACGACCUUCCCGAGGAAUCAUCCGACAUUAACACCACCCUUGAAACCCCAAGGAUAUCCAGUGCUCGGCUCCGCAAGGGACAGGUCCUAGCGGUGCCUAGUCAACACAUGGUUGAUACGGGUCUCUCACUCCAAGCUGCUUCUAGUUUGAUAGCUUCUUUCAAAACAUCGGAUGUCAAGCUACUAACUGUCAAUACUCUAGUGAACGCCUACGUGGGAAUGGUACGUGCUGCUGUUCGUGUACUAGGUGUAAGGCGCCAAAAGUCCGAUUUUAGUGCACAGAAAGUCGCGAUGGAAGACAACGAUGAUGUGUUCAAUAUGAAUGACCAUAUCGAACUUGAGCGUAGCAAGUCGGAAGCAGACCUAGACGAGUAUCAUGCGGAGUAUCAUGUCUCGUUAGAGUUCCUAAACAACAGAGAAUGGAUUGAACUAGGGUCCCAGAUCGUUCUUGUAGAAGGAUCAUCUAAAGAUAAGUUAGGGUUCGAGGGUUACGUCGGUCGGGUGAUUGAAAUUGGAGAAUGA
Messenger RNA from Daldinia childiae, 2604 nucleotides. RefSeq names its product GTP-binding protein 2. Lineage: Eukaryota; Fungi; Ascomycota; Sordariomycetes; Xylariales; Hypoxylaceae. The transcript has a single exon. The record is from RefSeq and is a predicted model, not a curated record. Gene Ontology annotation, biological process: translational elongation. Gene Ontology annotation, molecular function: translation elongation factor activity; GTPase activity; GTP binding. Bases 1 to 2604 code for a protein of 867 amino acids.